Vicia faba (fava bean) is the source of this 816-nucleotide messenger RNA. Lineage: Eukaryota; Viridiplantae; Streptophyta; Magnoliopsida; Fabales; Fabaceae. The record is from the annotation of a GenBank genome assembly.
AUGGAUGUCUUUUAUAUAUUUUUCAAAUACCUCAUUCAGACCAUCAGAGAAUUAGCAUUAAGGGUGUCUGGAGAUUCUUCCUUCACCAAGAAAUAUGGUCGACUUUUCAACUUAGCUACCUCAAACUUCCAAGAAGAAAUGAUGUGUGUGCUUUUCCAGUUCUUUGAUCCUAUGCAUCAUUGCUUCACCUUUCCCGACUACCAAUUGGUGUCUAUAUUAGAAGACUUCUCUCAAUUUCUAGGAGUUCUUGUGCUUGAUCAAAUACCAUUCGCCGACUUAGAGGAGACUCCAAAGCCUGAAGUCAUUGUCGAAGCCUUGCAUUUGAAGAGAUCUGACAUUAUAACGAAUUGGGAGACAAGAAGUGGAGUUAAGGGUUUCUUAGCCAAGUUUUUGUUGGAGAAGGCUCGUUUAUUUUGGGAGAAUGUGGAUUUUCAAGCUUUUGAAGAUGUCUUGGCCCUUAUAAUCUAUGAUUUGGUUCUAUUUCCCAAUCCGGAUCAACUCAUAGAUGUGAAUUCCAUCAAAGUUUUUCUCUCUCGCAAUCCCGUACCUACCCUGCUUGGAGACAUUCUACAUUGUUUCCACACUCGCACCAUGAAGAAAAGAGGUACUCUUUUGUGUUGCAUUCCCUUACUCUCUAGGUGGUUUAUUGCGCACCUACCUCGAUCAACGUUGAAGAAUGAGCAAGGCUUGACAUGGUCUCAAAGGAUGAUGUCACUCGCACAUUCUGAUAUUUCAUUGGUGUUCUUGAUCCUUGGAGGACAUUACUAUCAUCGACCAUUGUGGGGAAUUCCCUAUUGUCCCUCUGCUUGGCAUUAG